AUGGAUAAACUUUUCGGUAAACCUCCCACUUUGCCAUGGGUUCAAGAAUUUCAUAUAAAAAAUAACGUAUGGGAAAAACAAAUCGAAGCAAAUUUUAAGAAACCUUUCCUUCAACAUGAAGCUAAACUUAAUGUUAAAUCUAUAGUACCAAAUUUUCCACCGGUGCACAUUUUGGUGUCCAUAAACAAAGAUUUUGAUUGUGAGUGGUUGGGUAAAAUAUUAUCAUGUGGAAUAGCUGGAAUUCGGAUUGUUUUACCGGCACUGGACGAACUAUUAGUAUUAAAAAUCUUGGAAAAAAUUAAACUUGCAAAUGAUAUUUAUAGUAUGAAAAUUGGUAAUGAAAAUUUACUUUUAACAAUUCUGGAAGUGGAAAGUUUUAGAGUACGAAUAGGCAAUUUAAAAAGCUACAAAAUAACCCAGUUAAAAUUGGAAGCUGGUAAAGAAGUGACAUUGACAACCAAUCCAGAUUAUAAAGAACAUGUGACUGAAGAUAUGAUCUAUGUCGAUUAUGAGAAACUAACCAAUGUGGUGCAAGCAGGAGAUAAAAUAAUUUUUAAUAACUGCUUGGCAGAAUUAAUUGCUGAUAGGGUAAAAGAAACUGCAGUGGAAUGUACAGUGGAAAAAACUGGCGACAUAAUCAGCGGAGAAAGUUUAACUAUACCAGGGGCACCUAUAGAUAAAAACCAGAUGAGUCACCACAUGCAGCACAGAAUUUUGGAUUUUGUUGUUGAUAACGAUAUAGAUGUAGUAAAUAUAUACGAUUCCUACAACAAAAAUGAACUUCAAGAUAUUUUAAAUAUAAUAGAAAGUUCACUGAAAGUAUACGUUUUUGCCACGAUUGAUAACUUAUGUGCUAUUAAUGAAUUUGAAAUAAUUUUAAAAUAUUGCGAUGGAGUUUUUAUAGAUUUAUUAAAAUUGCAACUGGAAAUCCAAAGAGAAAAAUGUUUUGUUGCGCAAAAAUCCCUGAUAGCCAAGGCCAAUAUGUUUAAAAAACCGGUAAUGGUAACAUUAGAUUUUUUAAAUGGUAAAAAACUUACAAAAUCGGAAUGUUAUGACAUUGCAAAUAUGGUUCUAGAUGGAGUCGACGGUUUUAUCAUACCACAAGAAAAAUGCACAGUAGAAGCGUUACAAAACAUAAAUAAAAUCAGCAAGGAGGCUGCUGCUGCAUUUUACUUAGAGAAAAAUUUUGAUGGGUUUGCUAGAAAUUAUAAAGAUCCUCAAAUAGCCAUUGCUUUAUUAGCGGUGAAAAUAACACACAGUUGUAAAGCCGCUGCCAUUCUUUGCACCACAACCGCAGGGUCCACAUCCAAACAUUUAUCUUAUUUUAAACCUCAAUGCCCCAUCAUAAUUAUAACAAAAGAUAGAAUAACUGCAAGGUAUCUUAAAAUUUUUCACGGUGUUGAUCCUAUAGUUUUGACCAAAAAAGAUUUAGAAACAGUCAAGGAUGCUGACUCCCGAAUUGAUUUUGGUAUAUCCUAUGCUAAAAGAAAAGGGUAUGCUAAAAUGGGUGACGCUAUUGUGACUGUGUCUUUAUUUUCUAACGAUUUUUUGGCUGCCAAUUGCAUCAAGGUUUUUUACUGUUCAAAAACAGGGUUUUCUGUGUCCAAAUGUACUUAUUGGUAA
Brassicogethes aeneus is the source of this 1623-nucleotide messenger RNA. Lineage: Eukaryota; Metazoa; Arthropoda; Insecta; Coleoptera; Nitidulidae. The record is from the annotation of a GenBank genome assembly.